AUGUACAAAGAAAUCAUUUUUAUUCUUCUAUUAAAAAUAACAAUAAUCAAUUGUUAUACAUUUCAAUCAUCCAUUGAUAAUUUAUUAUAUAUACAAAAUACUUCAACUUUAUUUGCAAUAUCUUCAUCACAUUUACAUCAAUUACAUUGGUCAACAACAAAUCAAAAUUUAUUAUUAUUACAUAGACGUGUUCAACUUCAUUCAUCUAUUGAUAAUACUGAAUAUGGUGUUAGUGUUUUUGUUUAUGAUCAUAUAAAACAAUUAUUAAUUAUAUGUGCACGUUCAUUAAUUGGUCGUUGUAUAUUAUAUGAUGCAAAUGAUAUAAGUCGAAUAUAUUUACUUGAUUCAACUCUUGAAACAAAUUAUCUUGGUUGUUUAUCUGGUUGUUAUACAUUUAUAUCAUCAAAUAUAAUUCGGUCAGCUUUGAGUGGAAAUCGUGUUGAACGUAAUGGAAAUAUAAUUAAUUCACAAAUAGAAAUCGGUAAAGAUUUACUUAGUUAUAAUAUUAAAUAUCAAUUAGAAUCAAGUGAUAAUACAUUAGUAACAUCAUUAACAUUUUUACCUGAACGUUUAGCUAAAAAACAUAAUUAUGAAUAUGUAUAUGGUUUUGAUUAUGAACAAUAUACAUAUUAUAUAUUAAAAUCAUCACGUAUUGCACGUUUAUGCCAAUCAUCAAUAGUUAUGCAUGUUACAUAUGAUGAAAUACCAAUAUUAAAUUGUUUUAAUGAUAAAAAUUCAUCUAUUAUAACAGGUGCUUUUCAUUCAUUUAAUAAAAUAGAUAAUUUAUUUAUUUUAUUUGAUAAUUUUGUUUGCAUUUAUUCAAUGAAUGAAAUCAUAAGUGCAUUUAAAGCAUCGAAAAUUCAAUGUCAAGCUGGAAAUGGUUAUCGUCUUUCACAUAUUGUCGAUAGUAUUGAAUUACGACCAAUAUGUGAAAAAACACUUGAACAAAAUCUAACAGAAUUCAAUGAGUGUACAUGGCAACCAUAUCGAACAAAUACUUAUAUUGAUGGAACUGUAGGUGCUGUUGGAGAUUUAAUUUAUCAAACUAUGAGAAAUGAUAUUAAAAUUGAAUUUAUUUUUGCUCAAGAUAAUAUCGUAAUUAUGGGUAUGAAUGAACGACGUAUUUUAAAAUCAAAUCAAACAAAACUUUAUCUUUUACAUGAAGCUAUUUAUCAUAAUGAACCAUUUAAUAGUCAAUAUGUUAUCGAUUAUGAACAUGAAUCACUUAUCUUUGCUGUUGCUUCUGAGUUACAUCGUUAUGCAUAUAAUUCAUGUUCACUUUAUGAUACAUGUCAAUCAUGUGUUGGUAGUCGACGUUACGAUAGUAAAUCAUGUAUAUGGUUCGAUGGUAAAUGUUCCUUAUCAUCAAAUUCGUUAAUAUUUGAUCGUGGAUGUCCACCGUUAAUUGAUCAAAUUAAACCAAUGAAUAUUAGUAUCAAUACUGAACGACUUUUAUUAAAUAUAACUGGUUCAUUCGAAGGUGUUAACGCACAUUUGAUUAAAAUUAUUGUUAGAUUUCCUUUACCAAAUCAAAAUCAAUUUUUAUGUACGAUUGAAACUAUUCGAAAUGACAGUUUAUUAUGUAGUUUAUUUAUUCCCAAGCAACCUGUUGACGGAAUUAUUUCUGUUGAUAUUAAACCUGAACGUACAUUAUCUAAGGGUGAUACGGAUGUAUCUGGUACAAUUGAAUUAACAGAAAAAUUCAAUGUUUAUGUACCAAAACCAAUUCUCAUACCUAAUUUUGGUCCAGCUGCUGGUGGUACCAAAAUUCGAAUUCAAAAUUUAGCUUUUGAUAAUAAUUUAGAUUUAUUUUCAACAAUGAAAAUUUUUUUAGGAAAACAACAAUGUCAUAUAACUGAAGUAACUACAAAUGAAAUUGUAUGUAUAAAUCAAGCAUGUGUAAAUGAUAUCGAACAAUUAGAAUUAAGUAUUCAAGUAAAUAAUCAUAUAUGGCAAUUAGAAAAAACAUAUUUUCAAUGUAAAAGUGAUCCUAUGGUACUUGAUUGGUAUCCAAAACAAUCUAUUUUAAGUGGUGGUUUUAAAUUAAUUGUAAAUGGUGAAAAUUUAGAUGUUGUACAAAUGCCAAUGAUGAAAUUUGUUUACAAUAUUUCGGAUUAUGAAUUCAUUUCAUUAUGUGAAUCAAUUACAAGUUCACAAAUGAUUUGUUUAUCACCUAGUAUUGAUAAAAAUCUUGGUCUAAAUCCACCAAUUAAUCUUUAUGUAACAUUUAUUAUGGAUAAUAUUAAAAUAAUACCUGAAGAUAAUAUUUUAAUAAUUGUUCAUGAUCCUAUUUAUUAUCCAUUUGAAGAUUAUAUUCAAGAAAUAAAUUCAACAAAUAUAAUCAAAUUUGAAGGUUCAAAUCUUGCAUCAACACAUACAAUUGAUUUAAUUAAUGUACGAAUAGAUCAUAUAAAUAAUGCUUGUAUACCAUUUAAUUUAACUAAUACAUAUCUAAUGUGUUUAAUAUCGAAAUUUGCUUUAAAUACUAUACAAGAUUUUGAAGCAAAUGUUGAAAUUCGAAUAGGAACAAAUUUAACAUUUUUAAUUGGUAAAAUUAUCUUACAAAAUUCUACUCAAUCAUCAUUAUUACCUGCUUCAUACAUAACAAAACAAAUGGGUUUAUGGACAAUGAUUAUUUUAAUAAUAUUAUCAUCAAUGACAAUAUUAAGUCUAAUCUUUCUUUUAGUUAUAUUAAUUCGUCGUCGGUAUUUUUAUUCAUCAGAAAAAUAUCAUAAACAAAAUAAACCACCACAAUUUUAUCAAGAUGUUUGGUGUGAAUUAGGAAAAAAAUGGCAAAUUCAUCCAAAAUAUUUAACAAUAGGUGAAAAAAUUGGUCAAGGAUGUUUUGGUGAUGUUUAUAAAGGUGUACUAAAACAAAAUGAUAAUAAAACAAUUGAAGUUGCUGUCAAAGUUUUACGUGAUCAAAAUGUCGCAUCCAUGCAUGAGUUUUUAUUUGAAGCAAAUCGUAUGAAAGAUUUUUCACAUCCAAAUGUUCUUUCAUUAAUUGGAGUUGCAUGGGAUUCAGUACGUAAAGCUAUGGUACUUUUACCAUAUAUGAAAAAUGGUGAUCUUAGAAGUUAUAUAUCAAAUGAAAAAAAUCGACCAACUGUAAGACAAUUAAUUACAUGGGGUAUUCAAAUAGCUGAUGGAAUGGAAUAUUUAUCUUCACUUAAAUUUGUUCAUCGAGAUUUAGCAACAAGAAAUUGUAUGCUUGAUGAAAAUCUCAUAUGUCGUAUAUCUGAUUUUGGUCUUAGUCGAGAUGUUUUUGAUAGAGACUAUUAUCUUGUACCACGAACAACAACAAAAGAAAAAGAUGGAUUCGCUAUUCAGAUACCACCAAGACGUUUACCUAUUCGAUGGCUUAGUCCGGAAUCAAUUGAAACAUCAAGAUAUACAUUUCAAUCUGAUGUGUGGUCAUAUGGUGUACUUCUUUGGGAAUUAUUGAGUCGUGGUAAAACACCAUAUCCUGGCAUUGAUAAUGCUGAUAUUUUUACGUAUGUUAAAAAUGGUUAUCGUCUUCCUCAACCUACUUAUUGUCCUCAAUUACUGUAUAAAUCAGCAAUGAUUCUUUGUUGGCAAACUGAUCCAGCUCAACGUCCAUCAUUUAAACAACUUGCUCAAGAUAUUCGUAAUAUAUUACAUGAACUUGAAAUAGAACAACAACAAUAUAAACAAUAUUUACAACAACACAAACAACAAACAUCAUCAGCUGAUGAUGAUACAACUAUUGUUGAACGAUAUUCAGCUGAUCGACGAAUAAAACGAUUAUCAACAACAUCAAUGUCAUCAUCUGGAAGUAUGGGUGGACAAUAUAUAACAACACCGCAUCGUCAAUCAGAAAAUAUACAAUUAUUAUUUGAUCGUGAUGGAGAUGAUGAAGAUGCAUAUGCUGUUGCAAUUAAUUCAAGUGCUGAUAUUUUUAGUACGACUAGGUUAUUGCCUAAGUAUACAGAAACAAGCAUUGCUGAAGAUGCUUAA
Molecule: messenger RNA, 3978 nt
Organism: Rotaria sp. Silwood1
Lineage: Eukaryota; Metazoa; Rotifera; Eurotatoria; Philodinida; Philodinidae
Source: the annotation of a GenBank genome assembly